GUUUCGUUUUCUCUGAAAAGUGCAGUGGGUGUAGAGCAGAGGAGAAACACCGAGACACACAGCUGUAAUAACUACUCGCUUUCUAUCUGAAGCUACUGUAGAAGUGUAAACAAAGAACUUCUGUUCAUCAUGGCUGAGCCAAUGGAAUUGGACACGCUGAAUCCGAGUCAGGUCAGAGUACAAGAUCCAGACAAACCGAGGCAAACCAGCACGACCCCAAACACACAGGACUUACAUACAGCAGGUCUGGGAGAAUCGGGUCCGGGGGAUUUGUAUGCUACCAAGGAGUCUGAAGGCAUGGACAUUGAUCAAUCCAGCAGUGGAAACGAAGCAGACUUGUACACAGCAGCUCCAGGAGGAUCAGGUUCUGUGGCUGUUGCUGCUGCUCAGAUUUCUUCAAAGUCUGAGAAUUCUCCUACAGUAACUGAGGGACUUCACCACAAUCCUCUAGAGAUGGGAGCUUCAGGCCUGGAUUUGUACAGCGAUCCCUCUGCAGCAUCAGUCACUCCUCAGGUUCAUAUCAGUUUCAUAAAGCAUCAUCAGUAUGAUCAGGCUCUGAAUGGAUCAGACGAGGAAGCACAAAAUCCUGCUGCUGUUGCUGAAGGUGUUAAACAGAUGUCUGCUUCAGCAACUAAGAGUUCUGAUACAACAAACAACAAACCUCCUGAUGAUCAGAAGGUUACGGCAGAUAAGAAUGAGAUCUCACCUUCAGCUCCUCGAGAUGUUGCUAAGUUUUAUGUGAAAGUGGACUGGUCAGGAGAACUACCUGAUAAAUGGGAAAGACAUCUGCAAAAAGCUCUUCAGACCUGGUGUAACUCUGAAGUAACAGGGGAUUGCAAUAUUAAUGCAGUUCACCUUUUACAAGAUGGCUGCACUGCAGAGGUGGAGGUAACGCCAUCAUGUGCUUUAAAGGACAUGCAAACUGCCACUUUAACAUUCAAGCAACUGAGGAAAGAAGCCAAAGUCUACUUUCAGAAAAGUGAACUGGAGCCUGAGAAUAAAUCUUUCACUCUGAAGGAGUACAUGAAUGUGACUGCUGCUGAGACACAGGAUGCAGAAACAAUUGCAGAUGCAGGAGCUUCUUCUAUUGUCCAAAGACACAAUGAGAAUCCUGGAGCUUCUGGUGCUUUUACUGUCCCUCCAUUUUUAUACUUCUACCUGAUUCAAGCUUACAAGAAGGAGGUGGAAAAUAUUGAGAAUGAGUUUGGAGUUAAAAUAAAAGCAGAAACCUGUAUUUCGUUCUCUGCUGAGAAAAAUGAAAGUGAUUCAAAUGUCAGAAGAGCUACUGAGGCCUUUUCUGAGCUUUACCUGUCUAAAGCAAAUAAAACCAAAUCUAUUCCCAUUCCUCAAACACACAUGGAGUCCGAAAUUAUGAAGGAGGUGCUGCAUAAUAUUCCAAAUGAUAAGGCCAAGAUCAUGCUAAGCAUGUCAGCAAAUAACCACCUGCUGUUUGGGCCAGAAGACAUGAUAUCGACGGUGGCAAAUCGGUUAAAUCUGGAUGGAGGUGACGAACGAGCAUCAUUUAACCUCAAUAAGUCACAUAACAUGACGUCAUCAAGCAACUGGACUGAAACCUGGAAGACCUCCCAGAGCCUCGACAUGGACAUCAAGGACACUCACACUCAGAUUGAGAUGGAUGAGGCACACUGGCAGCUGAUGGAGGCUGCAUGUACAGAACAGAUUAGUGAGAUCCAAAAUAAAUAUGGAGUUGCGUUUCAUGCUGAACCUGUCCAUGGCUCGAUUAAGGUGUCAGCACGAUCUGUAGGAACUCAUAAGUUUAAUCUUGAAGCUCACGCCCUCAGUGCCUUAACUCAUCUCUACCAAAAGGUAGUCACCUCAGCGGUCACCUGUGACCUUAAAGAUGCUUCCUACAUUGAAAUUGUGUCCCAGGUAUUUAUGAGAAUUCAAUCUCAACGCACCUGUGUUGGAGGAGGAACAAGAAAUGGAAGCUGGAAACUUUUUGGACUUCCAAAACAUCUUGUUACUGCCAUAGGUGACAUCGAGAAGACUAUUGGGCAGCCUGUAUUUGAUGAAAAGAUGAAGAAAUUGCUCGGAUACCCGUGGAAAUUUUCACAGGCAAGUGGAUUUCAGAAGGAUCAAAUGGAGACGGAUGUGAUGGGAGGGGAGCAUGGAACUGACCUGAGAGGUGAAAGAGACGAUCCUGAGUUCACCCAAAAGUUCCCAAAGAAAACAAAAGAUGAUGAUAAAAAAGAAGAAAAUGAUGAUACGUGUCCAAUUUGCCUGGAUACAUUUACUCAAAAGACAAAACUAAAAUGUGGUCAUGAGUUCUGCAAAGGGUGUCUACAACAAUCAAUAAAGAGCAGCGGAGAAAUCUGCCCUGUGUGUAAGAAAAUCUUUGGGAAAUUAAAAGGAACGCAGCCUGAUGGACAGAUGAAUUGGCGAAUCCUAAAGCAUCAUUCUCUCCCUGGCUUUCGACAUUGUGACACAAUCGAGAUUCAUUACAACAUACCAAGUGGCAUUCAGACGACGGAUCAUCCAAACCCUGGAAAACCUUACCACGGAACUACUCGCACUGCAUACCUACCAGACAAUUCUGAAGGACAACAAGUGCUCCGGCUGCUGAAAAGAGCUUUUGAUGAGAAACUCGUCUUUACUGUUGGAUUAUCCACAACAUCUGGUAUAGAUAAUGCAGUGAUCUGGAACGACAUUCAUCACAAGACGAAUAGAGACGGUGGGCCACAGGGUUAUGGCUAUCCAGACCCUGAUUACUUAAGGAGGGUAAAAGAAGAGCUGAAGGCCAAAGGCAUUGAGUGAAUAUUAAAAAUACAGAAUUCUGAUAUCAUAUUGUAUUUAAAGCUGAAAUGCUUUUUAAAACGUUUUAAUAAUACUAUUAUAAAACAACCAAACACAAAAAGUAAAAGGCUGAAAUGAAGGUUAGCUCUGAUGCUGUGUAACACGCCUACUGUAGAUCAUUAGUCAGGUGAUGGAUUUACUUUAAUAUUCUGAUUGGUAGAUUUAAUGGAUUUCUUGUUUUCUCUUAAUUCUGUUUUUGUUCUUUAACAGAAAUGUUAAUGCCACUUUAUAGAAAUAGCUACAUUAAGUUUAGCACUUUCAGAUUAUGUGUGUGAUUUGAUUGCAUGCUUAUGUAAUGUUGGAAAUAAAUCAACCAUGAUAUAAAAA
Tachysurus vachellii is the source of this 3141-nucleotide messenger RNA. Its product is annotated as E3 ubiquitin-protein ligase DTX3L-like. The record is from RefSeq and is a predicted model, not a curated record. Gene Ontology annotation, molecular function: metal ion binding. NCBI's taxonomy places the organism in Eukaryota, Metazoa, Chordata, Actinopteri, Siluriformes, Bagridae. Bases 130 to 2775 code for a protein of 881 amino acids. Gene Ontology annotation, biological process: protein ubiquitination; Notch signaling pathway. The transcript is spliced from 15 exons.